Molecule: messenger RNA, 2427 nt
Organism: Nicotiana attenuata
Lineage: Eukaryota; Viridiplantae; Streptophyta; Magnoliopsida; Solanales; Solanaceae
Product: F-box protein At2g16365-like
Exons: 4
Coding region: 1128-1910 (260 amino acids)
Biological process (GO): regulation of photomorphogenesis
Source: RefSeq, a predicted model, not a curated record
GAAGCCUGGACCAGAAAUCUCUCUCUCUCUCUCUCUCUCUCUCUCUCUCUCUCUCAAUCAUUUGUUUGGUCUUUGCUUCAAACUCCUCUGUUCACUAAUUUCUGUUCUGCUCCUUUACUAAAACGAUGGCUAUAUAUACCCUGUCAAAUAAUCUUCUUAGUAAAAUUUAGAGCAAAAAAAAAUCUUAGAACCCAAAAAUUCUCUCUCUCCUAUGCAAAAUAAAAGGUUCAAUUUCUGUGUAACAUUUCUAACAGUGGAGAGCUCUGAAGUUUCCUUCAGUUUCAAGUUUCAACCUUACUGCGUUGUUAGGCCAGGAAACUUGUGGCAUUCUAGCAUUAAGGCCUCAACUUGACCCCAUCUCUGGCUCUGGUAUGGUUACAUUUUCCACAAGGAGAAGUUGCACACCUUUUCCAAUAGCUCAUUUUGCAAGUGAAGCUUCAUCCAUGGAUUGUUAUGCUCAGCUUGAAGCUACAUUUCAGACUCCUCUGAAUUUGGACAAGCUCAUGCUUUUGUCAGAUGAGGCAGAGCGGUACAUUCUUGCAAAAUGUACCCUCUACAAGCAGCAAACAUCUCCCAAAAUUUGGUGGAGAACAGUUCCACAGAAUACCGGGUCAUUCUGUUAUUGGAUUGUUUGCGAGUGAAUGUAAUCCUCCCCAGGUAACCAAAUCAAAAGACUUAAGUUGUUGGUAUUAGAGAAACUUGGCAUUACCAUCCACAAAAACUAUCAUAUUCUAUGCAUUAUGUAGAGACAAUGAGAAUAGGCACUGCAUUGGACUCUGUAACCGUAUUGACUGGAUAUUAUCUCUGCAUUUCUCAGACAACCCAGAGUUGUUUAAUCGUGAAAAAGACUGAUGUUAAUCAGUGUGAAGAGAGAAAAGACAUUGGUAAAGCAAGGAUAUGGAGUGAUAAAACAACAUUAAUUGAUCAUGACAGCCAAUCUCUACCUUUUGGUAAUAACCAAAAGAAAAACCGAAGAUACAAUCUGCUGGGAAGUUCUGCAGCUAGUGAAGGAAAAGAAAAAUACUGAAGACAGUAAGCCUUCUGAAGUAAUGUUGAAGAAUGAAUUGUUCAGCUGAAACUGAUAGCAUGAAAAUGGAUGUGUUUUGGAAAAGAACCAUCUUUGUGGUAUGACUUCUUCCCCACUAAAGCAGGAGAGUGAAAUGGACCAAAAUGCACCUACUCAUCUUGCACUUGGCUGUCCCAGAAAAGAAAUUGGAUGUAAAAAUGUUAUACCUGACAUGAACUUGGAGCCUCCUGCUCCGAUCGAUAAUUUGGAGCCAACUUCUUCCAGAACUCAAAGUAUGGAAUUGAGAUCACUCCUUGGUCAUAAUGAGCAGCCAAGUUCAUUGAAAGCCGAUUUCUCCCCUGUCGUUCUGCUUGAACAGGAACCAGGUGGCAGAUGGGUCAAGCGCCUCAAAAUUAGUGCUUCUGGGUCAUUUUCUGUUGGAACAAAGAGCGCUAACCUUUCAGGGAAUACAUCUCAUGAGAAAGCAAACAAAUUUCUAAGCAAAAUUACUAAAGUUACUAUAAGCGGCUCAGAACUCACAGCUGGUAAACUCCAUGGUGAAGAAUCGAUGGCUCUUGAUAGACCUCCAGCCUUAGCUAGCAACAGUGUCUCUUCAUCUAUAAAUGUUAUAAAGAAAAAUUUAGAGUUAUUGACUUCACAGUCUUGGAUGCGAAGGUGGCUUCAUAAUAGGGAUGCUACUGCACAAAAGAGGCCUCAACCAGUGGUAGUUUGUAAGCCUCGAGGCUCAAAGUUGGAAGUUGAUGAUUUUCGGAAGAAGCAGUUCCCAAGCAUUGCUGCCAUGGCCCUCAUGGGAAAGGCAUUAACUGGUUUUCAACCAUGCGAAUUCCAAAAUAGAGGUCCCUAUGUAGUUUGGAGGAGCACAGGAGUUUCUGAACCUACAUAGCAGCAAGAGUUUAUACUGAGCUUCAGGUUAGUCCACCGACAAUGCUGAUGCCCUUGUUGGUCAAGCUAUGCAUAAUGAGGACAAAUGUGCUCUGGCUUAAUAUGUGAUCAUGCAAUCAACUGCAUUUUGGAGCUUAGUAUCGAUUUGUUGGUGCUAGUAAGUACAUAGCUUGUCUUAGAUUUGGCUUCUAGUGUUUGCUUAGAUGGGGUUAUCUCUGUAGUUAACCAGUAUGAUAAGAAUGCCAGACACCUUGUUUCUUGAACAGGACAUUCAUCCGGCUGCUUUAAUCAGUGUGCGAGGGAUCUAGAUGAUGUAGCAAUUACGCGCUAAAGUAGGCGAUGAGAUCACUUUUCAAUGUUCGUCGUAGGGUCUUAGAUUCAGUUCAUUGGACAGUUGAACCAUCCCACCUUUACUUUGUUGAAGACUCUGAGUGAGUGACUGUCUGCUCCUCUCGUCAGCUGUAGAAAAAGUUUUUCGUUGAUUGAGAAUUAACCAAUUAGGAGAAGAAUUUGGUUUA